Molecule: messenger RNA, 362 nt
Organism: Poecilia reticulata (guppy)
Lineage: Eukaryota; Metazoa; Chordata; Actinopteri; Cyprinodontiformes; Poeciliidae
Product: histone H4
Cellular component (GO): nucleosome
Molecular function (GO): protein heterodimerization activity; structural constituent of chromatin; DNA binding
Source: RefSeq, a predicted model, not a curated record
AUGAGCGGCAGAGGAAAGGGAGGCAAAGGACUCGGUAAAGGMGGCGCCAAGCGUCACCGUAAAGUCCUCCGUGAUAACAUCCAGGGAAUCACCAAGCCCGCUAUCCGCCGUCUGGCUCGCCGCGGGGGAGUCAAGCGYAUCUCCGGUCUCAUCUACGAGGAGACCCGCGGUGUGCUCAAGGUCUUCCUGGAGAACGUCAUCCGUGACGCCGUCACCUACACCGAGCACGCCAAGAGGAAGACCGUCACCGCCAUGGAYGUGGUGUACGCUCUCAAGAGGCAGGGCCGCACUCUGUACGGCUUCGGAGGUUAAACUGCUUCAUUGUAUCGAUACAACAACAAAACGGUCCUUUUAAGGGCCAC